AUGCUGCUGCUCCUGCACCUGCUGCCAGCUCUGCUGCCCCCCGCCGCCCUCGCCAGCUGCACCGGCGCUGGUGCCGACCAGCAGUUCAUCCUGGCCAAGGUCCGGGCGCGGGUGCUGGAGCAUCUGAGCCCCCCUGAGCCCCAGGAGGGACACCGGCAGGAAGGGAGGAGGGUGCAUCGGAGAGACAUCCUGGAGACCCCAGAAGUCCUGCACAAAGAGCUGGAGGACACCUCCCAGGUGAUCCUCUUCCCUUCCACAGACGUGCCCUGCGAGCCCACGCAGCCGGACAAGCUGCUGGAGGAAGAAGGGAUUUUCACCUACCUCUUCCAGCCGUCGCCGCACACCCUCAGCCGCACCGUGACGUCGGCCCAGCUCUGGUUUUACACUGGCCCCGCGGCCGCCCGCAACCACUCGGCCCUGGACGUGCUGACGCUGACACCGCAGGGCCGCGUGCCCGUGGUGGCCACGGCGGUGCAGGCGCCCGACCACUGGACGGUGUUUCACUUUGCCGCCACCUUGCUGCCCCACAUCUCGCAGCCGCUCUUCAUGCUGCUGGUGCGCUGCCCUGGCUGCCCCUGCCUGGCCGAGGGGGAGAAGAUGCCCUUCCUGGUGGCCACCACCCGGGCCAAGGGCAGCGAGCGGGCUCGCCGCUCCGCCGUGCCCUGGUCCCCCGCCGCCCUCGGCCUGCUGCAGCGCCCGUCGGAGGACAUGGCCGCCCACACCAACUGCCGCCGGGCCUCCCUCAACAUCUCCUUUGAGGAGCUGGGCUGGGACAACUGGAUCGUGCAUCCCAGCAGCUUCGUUUUCCACUACUGCCACGGCAGCUGCUCCGAAGGCCAUGGCCUGAGCCACCGGCUGGGGGUCCAGCUCUGCUGCGCCGCCCUGCCGGGCACUAUGCGCUCGCUGCGCGUCCGCACCACCUCCGAUGGCGGCUACUCCUUCAAGUACGAGACUGUGCCCAACAUCCUGGCCCAGGACUGCACCUGCGUGUAG
This is a messenger RNA of Dromaius novaehollandiae (emu), 993 nucleotides long. It is a transcript of the gene INHA, whose product is annotated as inhibin subunit alpha. The coding region runs from base 1 to 993 and encodes 330 amino acids. The record is from RefSeq and is a predicted model, not a curated record. NCBI's taxonomy places the organism in Eukaryota, Metazoa, Chordata, Aves, Casuariiformes, Dromaiidae. Gene Ontology annotation, cellular component: extracellular region. The transcript is spliced from 2 exons. Gene Ontology annotation, molecular function: cytokine activity; growth factor activity.